ACCACCAUCCUCACUUCCAAUACGCACCGUAUCAGCAGCACCAACACCAACACAAGCCGCCGCAUGAGCGUGGUGGAUCUGGUGAAGACGUGAAGACUCUCUGGAUCGGUGAUCUUCUUCAUUGGAUGGACGAGACUUAUCUCCAUACUUGCUUUUCUCACACCGGCGAGGUUUCUUCUGUGAAAGUGAUUCGUAACAAGCUAACAUGUCAGUCAGAAGGGUACGGUUUUGUUGAGUUUCUUACACGUGCUGCAGCUGAAGAGGUUCUUCAGAACUUCAGUGGUUCAAUAAUGCCCAACUCUGAGCAGCCCUUCCGUCUAAACUGGGCAUCUUUCAGUACCGGUGAGAAGAGAGCAGUUGAGAACGGUCCGGAGCUGUCGAUAUUCGUUGGAGACUUGUCUCCGGACGUGACUGAUGCUAUGUUGCAAGAGUUGUUUGCCGAGAGAUAUCCAUCUGUGAAAAGCGCCAAAGUUGUGAUCGAUUCCAACACCGGCCGGUCCAAAGGCUACGGUUUUGUCAGGUUUGGCGAUGAAAGUGAGAGGUCAAGUGCUUUGACUGAGAUGAACGGAGCUUUGUGUUCCAACAGGGAGAUGAGAGUUGGUGUUGCGACUCCUAAAAGAGCUGUUGCUAAUCAUCAACAACAUUCUUCACAAGCUGUGAUACUGGCUGGUGGACAUGGAGCAAAUGAUUCUAUGGCUAAUGGUGACUCAAACAACUCAACAAUAUUUGUUGGCGGUCUUGACCCUGACGUUACUGAUGAAGACCUCAGACAACCUUUUAUAGAGUUUGGUGAGGUUGUUUCAGUGAAGAUCCCAGUAGGCAAAGGAUGUGGAUUUGUCCAAUUUGCUAACAGGAAGAGUGCUGAUGAUGCAAUCCAGAGUUUGAAUGGGACAGUGAUUGGCAAGAACACUGUCAGACUCUCUUGGGGUAGAACCCCAAACAAGCAGUGGAGAGGAGACUCAGGGCAGCAAUGGAAUGGAGGAUACUCACGAGGGCAAGGUUACAGCAACGGAGGAUAUGCUAACCACCACGACUCCAACACCUAUCCUGCCGAGACUUGAAGAGAAGAGAAGAGACUCAAGUGAUCAUGAUCCCACACAAUCAAUCAAUGCUAAACUUGUAGUGGAAAAAAGAGAAUUUUGUUAGAUGGAUUUGGUUUCGUUAGACUUAAUGUUGUUGUUCGGAGAUUCAAAGAUUUUGGUUACUACUGGUUUGUCUUUAGACAAAUAGUUAUUAUGGUUGUGCUUGUUGGAUCA
Messenger RNA from Raphanus sativus (radish), 1256 nucleotides. Its product is annotated as polyadenylate-binding protein RBP47B-like. Gene Ontology annotation, cellular component: cytosol. Gene Ontology annotation, molecular function: mRNA binding. The record is from RefSeq and is a predicted model, not a curated record. Lineage: Eukaryota; Viridiplantae; Streptophyta; Magnoliopsida; Brassicales; Brassicaceae.